Molecule: messenger RNA, 1270 nt
Organism: Oxyura jamaicensis (ruddy duck)
Lineage: Eukaryota; Metazoa; Chordata; Aves; Anseriformes; Anatidae
Gene: CENATAC
Product: centrosomal AT-AC splicing factor
Exons: 9
Coding region: 1-738 (245 amino acids)
Source: RefSeq, a predicted model, not a curated record
AUGGAGAACACAACCUCUGGUGCUGUGGCGAGCAGCCACCCCGAGCACCGCCGGGAGACGGCGCGGUUCUGGCGGGAGAACCGCGCGGAGGCGGCGCUGCGAGAGCGGUUCCUGGUGUCGGUGGAGGACUACGGGAGGUUCGCGGCUGCGCUGGCGCAGGCCCUGGGCGCCUACGAGGAGCGAGAGGAGGAGCGUAUCCGCCAGAUGGCGGCCCGCAUCCGGGAAGCGGAGCGCAGGCAGCGGGAGACCGUGCAGGCCGCCCUCGAGCCUCACGCAGAGCCAGAACUUUGUGCAGGAUCUUCUGUCUGCAGCUCCACCACAGCACCCACAAGGGAUUCCUCUCAUAAUGCUGAGCAGCCUGGCCCAAGCAGCCUGCAGACAGGACCUGAUUUAAAUUGGAUGGAAUCAGGCCAGGCUUUGACCUUCAUUGGCCACCAGGAAACAGAAGGGAAAGGAAAUGUUCACACAGGUGCAAAACCUCCCUGGCUGACAGAGGAAGAUGAAGGGGAUGGGAGUGAACAACAAAUUGGACCUUCAUAUGAGGAAUUUCUAAGGCAAAAGGAUAAGCAGAAAUUGAAAAAGCUCCCAGCAGACCGUGUUGGUGCCAAUUUUGACCAUACCUCUCAGACCAGUGACAGCUGGCUUCCUUCCUUUGGACGGGUUUGGAAUCAUGGCAGGAGGUGGCAGUCCAGGCAUCAGUUUAGAGCUGAAUCAGGGGAAAAGAAGAAGAAAAGGUGACAAGAAGAGGACCACAGAAGAAACCAAGCUCUGACCUUUGUGGAAAAGUAGACUAGUUAGCUAUAGCUUUGCCAGUGCCAUUUUUGACAUAUAUCUAGAUGCCUUCAGUCCCCUGGAAGGUGGCAUGACUACAGACUAACGCUACAAACUGAGCACUGUUGCUGAAAGCUACUUUGCAAGGGGCUGUUGCAGCAGAUCCACUCCCCCUGUAAAGGACAUAUUGUGUAUCCUGAUACUGAUUUCUGAAGUCAUAGACUACACAAAGACAGCUAUGCCAUGUCUUCAUAAUCAGAAAGCUCAGUUUACACAGUGCACACUGCACGUAGCUUGAUAUCUCUUUAAAUAAACUAAGCUUUUGAGAAGGUUUUUUUCUAAAUCCUGUUGGACAAACUGAAAUUCAUUUCGGAUACAGGGCUCUUUCUCAUAUCAACUGCUGUCCUAUGCCUUUUGUUUUCAUUUAACUUCAUUUAACACUUUAUAGCAUUCAGAGAAAGGAAAAAUCCAGUUCUGCCUCAUGUCAAGGGCAACUGUA